CCAUAGGAAGUGGCAAUUAGGGGUUUGUUGAUAAGGAGAAGGAAAUGUCGAUUUCAGUUGGUAGAAGCACCCAUAUACUAUCAUGCUCUUGUUCUUCAUCUUCCAUAGCAAAACAGACCACAGGCAAGAGUACAUAUAGGGCAUCAUUUGGCACAACUUCUGUAUAUUCUUCUGCUAAAUGGGGAAGGGGCUCACGAUUCUUGAAAACCGCCAUCCGUGCACAAGAUCGGCCUACAUGGCUUCCUGGGCUUGAUCCACCGCCCUAUCUUGACGGAACUCUUGCUGGAGAUUUUGGGUUUGAUCCUCUUGGACUUGGAGAGGAUCCUGGGAGCUUGAAGUGGUAUGUGCAGGCAGAACUGGUUCAUGCUCGUUUUGCUAUGGCUGGGGUUGCUGGAAUUCUCUUUACUGAUUUGCUUCGUGUAACAGGGAUAAGUGACCUACCAGUGUGGUAUGAAGCAGGUGCCACCAAGUUUGGUUUUGCCAGUACUAGAACGCUGUUCAUUAUUCAAUUACUUCUGAUGGGAUUUGCUGAGACUAAAAGGUACAUGGAUUUCAUUGAUCCAGGGUCUCAAGCCAAAGAAGGGUCUUUUUUUGGUUUGGAAGCGGCCCUAGAAGGUUUAGAACCUGGGUAUCCUGGUGGACCUUUGUUAAAUCCUCUUGGUCUUGCUAAGGACAUAGCAAAUGCUCAUGAGUGGAAACAGAAGGAGAUAAAAAACGGCCGGCUUGCAAUGGUAGCGAUGCUUGGAAUAUUUGUGCAAGCUAAUGUUACUCAUGUGGGUCCCAUCGACAACCUAGUUAGGCACCUAUCAAACCCAUGGCAUGAAACCAUCAUUCAAACCCUUGCUGGGCCUGGUUCUUGAGUAGUUGAGUCUAUGAGUUGAAUUCACUUGUUAAAAUCAAGGCCAUGAAAGUGGAAAGAAACUUCUUGCAAGAGCAAAGUGUUGUAUGAUAACCUCUAUUUUUUUCAUAGUAAACGCAAUUUCUAUUA
This is a messenger RNA of Erigeron canadensis, 988 nucleotides long. Its product is annotated as photosystem I chlorophyll a/b-binding protein 5, chloroplastic. Gene Ontology annotation, biological process: photosynthesis, light harvesting in photosystem I; response to light stimulus. Gene Ontology annotation, cellular component: membrane. Bases 45 to 860 code for a protein of 271 amino acids. The record is from RefSeq and is a predicted model, not a curated record. Lineage: Eukaryota; Viridiplantae; Streptophyta; Magnoliopsida; Asterales; Asteraceae. The transcript has 6 exons.